AUGUGGCAUCAGGAUCGCGGAAUUAUCCCUGGUAUCACGGUGUCCAAGGGACAGGUGCCUCUGGCAGGGACCCAUUGUGAGUAUACGACAGAAGGCUUGGACGGACUGAGCGAAAGGUGUGCACGAUACAAGAGGGAUGGCUGCCACUUCGCUAAAUGGCAAUGUGCACAGAGGAUCAGCGAAUAUACGCCAAGUUAUCAAGCCCUCAUCGAAAACUCCAACGUCUUGGCCAGAUAUGCAGUAAUCUGUCAACAGAAUGGCAUGGUGCCGAUUGUUGAGGCAGAGGUGUUGCCAGAAGGAAACCAUGAUUUGUUCACCGCCCAACGCAUAACUGAAUUGACGCUCGCCUUCACUUUCAAAUCUUUGGCAGACCACCAAGUCUAUCUGGAGGGCUGUCUUCUUAAGCCAAAUAUGGUCACGGCAGGACAUUCAUGCAGUAACAAAUACAGUGUGGAGCAGAAUGCACUUGCCACAGUGCAGGCCUUAAUGCGCACAGUCCCACCUGCAGUGCCAGGUAAGGAACACAUAUAG
This is a messenger RNA of Protopolystoma xenopodis, 531 nucleotides long. The record is from the annotation of a GenBank genome assembly. Lineage: Eukaryota; Metazoa; Platyhelminthes; Monogenea; Polystomatidea; Polystomatidae.